Messenger RNA from Colossoma macropomum (tambaqui), 1430 nucleotides. Its product is annotated as hibernation-specific plasma protein HP-55-like. The transcript has 5 exons. Bases 117 to 1328 code for a protein of 403 amino acids. The record is from RefSeq and is a predicted model, not a curated record. Gene Ontology annotation, molecular function: serine-type endopeptidase inhibitor activity. NCBI's taxonomy places the organism in Eukaryota, Metazoa, Chordata, Actinopteri, Characiformes, Serrasalmidae. Gene Ontology annotation, biological process: negative regulation of endopeptidase activity.
AAAAUAAACAGGGUAAAGGUUGGUUACUGUGCAAAUUUAACAAAACACUGAACUCACUCAUAAUCAACAAAGGUGCAAGAGUUUGGAAAAGGUUCUUGCAGCUAUUCGACAGAAAAAUGGCAAAGAACAUCCUCUGCUUGUGGAGUUGUCUUUUUUCAGUAUUAAUUUACACCAGCGUACAUGGAGCUCUGGAACAGGAGACUGAAAACAACAUACAGAUAUUUGAGAACAACAACGAUUUUGCUUUCCGUCUGUACAAAAGCAUAGUGGCACAACCGGAUUCUCAGUCCAAGAAUGUGUUCUUCUCUCCACUGAGCGUGUCCAUGGCACUGGCUGCCCUUUCUUUAGGAGCAGCUGGUGAGACCCAUCAGCAGCUUUUCAGUGGCCUCGGAUUCAACAGUUCCAGCAGUGAGGAGGUGCACAAGGCCUUCCUCAAUCUCCUACAGAGCCUCAAUCAGAGGACAGAUGUGGAUCUGGAAGUUGGCACUGCUCUCUAUGUCCAGGACACUUUUAGGCCUCAUGCUGAUUUUCUGGAGAAGAUGAAGCGUUUCUACCUUUCAGAUGGUUUCUCUGUUGAUUUCACCAAAACUGCAGAGACCACUGAGCAGAUAAACAAGUACGUCAGUGAAAAGACACGCGGCAAAAUUAGCAAGUUUAUUAAAGAUCUGAAAUCCAGAACAGUCAUGUACCUGCUCAGCUAUGUCUAUUUCAGGGGUAAAUGGCUCAUCCCAUUCAGCACCAGAUCUACUCGAAAGAGAACAUUCCAUGUGGAUGAUGAAACUACUGUUCCAGUUCAAAUGAUGUACAAAAAAGAUUUCUUUGAUGCCUACUACGAUCAUCAGCUUUCUGCACAAGUCCUUUUUCUGCACUACAAUGAUUCGUUUUCCAUGAUGCUGGCUCUCCCAGAAAAAGGUCUCUGUGCUCUGGAGGAGGUUGUGUCACCACAACACAUAGUAAAGUGGCUGAAAAGGAUGAAGGAACGAGAGUAUGAGAUCUAUGUCCCUAAGCUCUCCCUAAAAACCUCAUAUUCCCUGAAAGACACUCUGACUGGAAUGGGAAUGAUGGAUAUGUUUACAAGGAAGGCUAACUUGACUGGGAUUUCUUCUGAUAAACUAUUAGUUACUGAGUUUGUGCAUCAAGCCAGUCUGGAUGUGGAUGAAACUGGGGCCACUGCAACUGCUGUGACUGGAGUAGAAUUUAUGUUUGCUUCAUUGUCUUUUACUCCAGUUAUCAACUUUAAUCGUCCAUUUAUGAUCUUUGUAAUUGACCGGCAAAGAAAGACUGUCCUCUUUAUGGGGAAGAUAGUCAAUCCAGAAAAUAUGACGUGAGAUGAAAUUAGAAAGUUUUGUCUCUUUGUUUAUUGGAUUAACAUUUUCUAAAAUAACUAAGAAACAAAAACAAAAAUUAAAAUAAAAAUUACUACAACUUUU